Molecule: messenger RNA, 940 nt
Organism: Selaginella moellendorffii
Lineage: Eukaryota; Viridiplantae; Streptophyta; Lycopodiopsida; Selaginellales; Selaginellaceae
Product: chromophore lyase CRL, chloroplastic
Exons: 9
Coding region: 63-875 (270 amino acids)
Biological process (GO): protein-phycocyanobilin linkage
Molecular function (GO): lyase activity
Source: RefSeq, a predicted model, not a curated record
CGGGCGACUGGUAGCACGUCACACACAAAUCUAGGGCUUAUUGUCCUCUUCCCCUCUCGGCUAUGGCGGGAGGCGACAGGGAGGACGCCUCCUCGCUCCAAUCCUCCGGUGGCGCUGGAAAUGUGAGCGUCGGCGGCGGUGACGGAGGAGGCGGCGGCGUUCGCAGCUUCGUCUUGAAAGCGGUAUGUCUGCUGGGUGGUGUUCUUCUGCUCCGCAAGCUCACCAAAGCAAAGACGCGGUGGGAUCACACUCGUCUCGUCGCCGAUGCUCUCACAGGCGAGAAAUUUUCCCAAGAGCAAGCGGCAAGGGAUCCAAUGACGUACUUCAAUCUGAGGAUGCUGGCAUGCCCCGCGACUGUUCUGGACGAUGGAGCGAAAGUUCUCUACUUCGAACAGGCAUUCUGGAGAACGCCUGAUAAGCCAUAUAGACAGAGAUUCUACGUUGUGAGGCCCUGCCCGAAAGAAAUGAAGUGCGAUGUGGAGGUUGGAUCCUACGCUGUUCGUGACAUUGAGGAAUACAAGAACUUCUGUGAGAGGCCAAAGGAUCAGCGACCACAGCCGGAAGAGAUCCCUGGAGACAUCUCCGAGCAUUUAACUUCCGUCUAUCUCUCCGCCUGUGCGCGAGGCCAACGUUGUCUCUACGAAGGAUCAACACCUCCCGGAGGCUUUCCAAACAACUGGAACGGUGCUUCCCGGUGCACAUCCGAGCUCACAAUCCUCAAAAGUGGAGAGAUCCACUGCUGGGAUCGCGCCUACGACGACGAAGGAAAUCAGGUGUGGGGUGUAAGACAGGGGCCAUACGAAUUCAAGCCCGGAACCUCCAAGAACAGAUCUUACGUUGAGCAUGACACAGCGUCCCUUUCCAUUGACAACUAGAAACUAAGAUAGUGUGCCUUUUGUAACAUAAUAGAUUUUGGAAUAAUCCUACUCGAGAUUGGGUU